This is a messenger RNA of Rotaria sordida, 588 nucleotides long. The record is from the annotation of a GenBank genome assembly. NCBI's taxonomy places the organism in Eukaryota, Metazoa, Rotifera, Eurotatoria, Philodinida, Philodinidae.
AUGUCACAAGAGUCAAUAGCCGAUGAACAAGAAGAGAUGAUAGGGGAACAAUAUCCUCCAUUAUUAUCAACUAAUGAUGAUUUCAAAGAAUUAUGUGAUUUACUCGAUGAAGAAAGGUAUAAAAUGCGUCAAUUAGCUGAACAAUGGAAACAUUAUGGUACGAGUACAAUAAAUAAACUUUCAUCUCACAUAGUUGACUAUCAAGAAAAAUUAAAUGACCUCGAACAACGACAAACAUCAUUAUUAAAAGAAAAUGAAUCUCUUCAAUCUCUCGUUGAUCAAUUAAUGUUAACAACAAUAAAUAAUAAUACUCAAUUAGCACAUAAACAAUCUCAACAAAAUGUUUCUACACAAACAUCUAUUGAGAAACAAGAAUCUUUACUUAAUAUACCUGCAGACGAUGCACUUCAACGGCAAAUCUCACUGCAAAAUAUGUUUGAUGCUAUUAAAACUGCUGAAAUUUAUGAAUCUAUUGGAGAUAUGACUGGAGAAGAUACAUCAGAAAAAAUUAUUCUAAAACAAUUCUGUAAUGUUAUUUGGAAAUAUCUCCAAGAACGUUCAAAAUCAAAGAGUAGCUGUUUAUUAUAA